GAUUUCGAAUCUUUCCUGGAUAGUGACCUCGAGCAAAAUUCGGUGAUUGCUAUCUAGGACCAAUAUUUCUUGGGGGUCAUUAUCUUGAUGAUAUCUACAGUCUUUUGUUUAUGUUUUUAUGGUCAUAGCCUACGGGUUUGGACUUAACACGCCGCAAAGGUGAAUACAUACCGGGUUAAAACGGGGGGCACUCACUAGGAAAGAUGCGGAAUUUCUUCUUCCAAGGCUGGCCUAUUAGUGACUGGUAACAUAUCAUCACAACUUGGGAGAGAUGACAAGUUUUGGCAUCUAGAGAUGGGGUCACUUCACCUGGUUACACUCGUGGUGGUGCUGGCGACUGGUUAUAGUAUGGCAACAGUGUUUCCACGUCCAAGUAAAGACGAAAAUGAUUCUGAAUACUGGCUCAAGUUGGGAAGAGAAGAAAUUGAGGAGGCACUGCUGAAACCUGAGCUUACUAAUGUCGCUAAAAAUGUCAUACUCUUUCUGGGAGAUGGCAUGGGCAUCACUGUUAAUACGGCUGGUCGCAUCUACAAGGGCCAAAAACAAGGGUACUCGGGAGAAGAAGGACAUCUCGUCUGGGAGAAGUUCCCCAACCUUGGCCUUAUAAAGACUUACGACUUGAGCCAGCAAGUGCCUGACAGCGGAUCCACAGCCACAGCAUUUCUUUGUGGAGUCAAGGCUAACUUUAAAACAAUUGGAGUUAAUGGUCACGUUAAGUUCUGUGACUGUCAGGCGUCUCUCCAAGAAGAAAACAGACUUACCAGCAUUGUACAAUGGGCUCAAGAGGCCAGAAAAGAUACAGGUUUUGUAACAACAACACAAGUCACCCAUGCAACUUUGGCAGCUGCGUAUGCGAAGUCAGCCAGCAGGAGAUGGCAAUGCGACCAAAAAAUGAAGAAAUUUGGCCAGGGUGCUUCUGCGUGCAAGGACAUCGCUCGACAACUGGUUGAAGAUGUACCAGGCAAGCAUAUCAAGGUUGUGAUGGGAGGAGGACGCCAGGAAAUGGGAGCGCCUAAGAGAGACAACAUCGAGGAUAACUGCAAGAGGACUGAUGGCAGGAAUUUAGUCAGAGAUUGGAUUAGUCAUAAGGAAGAAAAUGGCAAGAGCUAUGCCUAUGUUACAACUACCAGGGAAUUACGUUCUGUUGAUACCAGCAGAACUGAAUAUAUCCUGGGCUUGUUCGAUGAAAUUCAUUUGCCAUACGAGACUGACAGAGACACCAGUUUGGACGGCUGUCCUCACAUCAAAGAAAUGGUUAAGGUUGCUAUUAACCGACUCAAAAAGAGUGAUGAUGGAUUCUUCCUUUUUGUUGAAGGAGGCAGGAUUGACAGUGCUCUACAUAUCACUUCACCGAAGAGAGCUCUUGAAGAGUUACUUGCAUUUGAGGAAGCGGUGGAACUGGCACUGACAAUGGUGAACACGGAAGAAACUCUGGUCAUUGUCACGGCAGAUCACUCACAUGUCAUGACCAUGAAUGGGUACCCGCCAAGAGGAAAUGACAUUCUAGGUGUUGUUACAGAAAGCGAACAAAUAUCAGACGGUCUACCAUUCACAACACUGACCUUUGCAAACGGUCAUGGAUUCAAUUACUCCUUUAAUGGGAAUGAGGUUGUCAGACCAAACCUUACAGGUGUGGACACAACAGAUAAGGACUUCGUCUCCCUGGCUGCUAUGCCAACGUAUUAUGACUCAGAGACACACGGUGGUGAGGAUGUGGCCGCUUUUGCAGUAGGCCCCUGGGCUCACCUCUUCCACCGCGUUCACGAGCAGACCCACGUAGCCCAUGUUAUGGCAUACGCCAGCUGCACUGGGCCUUACAAGGACUGCCGUCGUCAUGCAGAAAGGCCCUUCAAUGAAUACAAGAUUCUCGAAGACCAAGUGAAGAAACUUCCAAAAAGGGGUUCUUCUAGUGGUACAGGCCUCUUGAAUGGCAACACUUUCAUUUUCAUGGUUGUUGUGCAAAUCCUUUUUGUCUGGAAAAUGGCUUCCAUUCACUAAGGAUUCAACAGUACCAAUGUUCAGUGUUAAAACUUAUCAUUAAUACUAUUUGAGUCAAAAAUCUUCAUUCUCGUGGGACUUGGCUAAAGGGUCCAUCCUUAAUGAUCUCACCCCAUGUACAAACAAAAUUUCAUCUUGCUUUUUGAGCUUGCUUGUACUGCAACAGAUGCAUCACAAUAAUGUACUUCAAAAUACUUCUAGAUGAUAUGAAAGAAAGUCUCUACAAAGAAUAUUCUAGAACCACCCUGGUGUAGGCCUAUGUUCUGAUUUGGAUAAAGCUAGAUUCAAGUUUGGCCUUUUCAAACAAAGGCAUUUAGAAAUGAGGGUACCAUAUUUUAUGCUGUUAAUAAAACUAGCUAUUUUAGUAUCACUGAAUGUUCAUUGUAAUGCUUUUUAAGAUUCAAAUAUAAAUGCAUCCAUAUCUACCCCAAUGAUGCAAAUAUACCUAAGCGGCAUGA
Molecule: messenger RNA, 2456 nt
Organism: Macrobrachium nipponense
Lineage: Eukaryota; Metazoa; Arthropoda; Malacostraca; Decapoda; Palaemonidae
Product: alkaline phosphatase-like
Exons: 12
Coding region: 295-1998 (567 amino acids)
Biological process (GO): dephosphorylation
Molecular function (GO): alkaline phosphatase activity
Source: RefSeq, a predicted model, not a curated record